UUUACUGGAAGCCUUCUCCGGUGAAUCAAGCAAGUCUCUCAAUGCUGUGAGCGGUAUCUUUUCCCAAACGCGAGCCCCUUAAACUUUGCAGUACCAUUGAACCUCAUUCUCUCAUCCAGGGGAACUCGGCGUGGAUUGACAUCAACUGCAGUCUCCUUUUUUUUCUGCAGAGAACAGGUUUCACUGCCUGUUCGCUCUUCUUCCCUCUGUCUCUUCGGGUUUCUACUCUGUGGAUUGUUGCUUUGACUCCAGGCGAACAGGGGAGAAGAGAUUACAUGCUCAAGCAGAACUGUUGAUGAGUUAAGACUGAGCAGCACCUUGCCAUGGAAGAGUAUGUCCGGUCUGCGGGAAUGUAUGGGCUGAAAGAGGGACCAGCUGCCUGAUAAAGCCCUAUCUGUCCCAGAUAAGUGGAGCAUGCAUCAGAACUGCAGAGAUUCUCUCAACACUGCUGUGUUCUGAUCUGCAGAGGAGUUCCUGUUACAAGACUGCCUGCUUUCUACACACAGCUAUUGUCCAACAGAUUUUUUUCUGCCUCUUGACUUCGUCGUAUUUAUCGUGACUGUUUUCUCAGAAAGGUGAGAGGAUCAAGGAUGAACAUCUUUGAGAGCUGUUUGCCUGGACUUUAACCCCCAGUCAUCGCUCCCAAAUCAUGCAGAGACCAUCCACACAAGGCACUAUGGCAUGCUCUCUGUGGAAACUACCAACCUUCUGCUGGCUUAUUGCAAUGGCCCUAAUACAGUCUUCAGAGGGGUUUAGCCGGGCUGCCCUGCCGUUCGGCUUGGUGAGGAGAGAGCUGUCUUGCGAGGGUUAUCCGAUCGACCUACGCUGUCCAGGAAGUGAUGUCAUCAUGAUUGAAAGUGCCAACUACGGCCGAACUGACGACAAGAUCUGUGACGCUGACCCCUUCCAGAUGGAGAACAUCAACUGCUAUCUGCCAGACGCCUACAAGAUCAUGUCACAAAGGUGCAACAAUCGAACCCAGUGCAUAGUGAUCACAGGUUCUGAUGUCUUCCCAGAUCCCUGUCCAGGGACCUACAAAUAUCUGGAGGUCCAGUAUGAGUGUGUUCCCUACAUUUUUGUUUGCCCUGGGACUCUGAAAGCUGUCGGUGAUCCUUCCUUUCUCUUUGAAGCGGAGCAGCAAGCCGGGUCAUGGUGCAAAGACCCUCUACAAGCCGGUGACAAAAUCUACUUCAUGCCUUGGACUCCUUACCGGACAGACACACUCAUUGAGUACUCUUCCCUCGACGACUUCCAAAACGCCCGGCAAACCAUCACGUACAAGCUCCCCCACCGGGUGGACGGCACUGGAUUUGUGGUCUACGAUGGGGCCGUGUUUUUCAACAAGGAGAGGACCCGCAACAUUGUAAAGUUUGACAUACGGACCCGAAUCAAAAGCGGCGAGGCCAUCAUCAAUAACGCCAACUAUCAUGACACGUCACCCUACAAGUGGGGUGGGAAAACGGACAUCGACCUGGCCGUGGAUGAGAACGGCCUGUGGGUGAUCUACGCCACAGAGCAGAACAAUGGCAUGAUGGUCAUCAGCCAGUUGAACCCUUACACACUGCGCUUCGAGGCCACCUGGGAGACGACGUAUGACAAGCGAUCGGCCUCCAAUGCCUUCAUGAUCUGUGGAGUACUCUACGUAGUGAGGUCCACAUAUGAAGAUAACGAGAGUGAAGUCAGCAAAAGCUUAAUAGAUUAUGUUUACAAUACCAAACAGAACCGUGGAGAGUAUGUGGAUAUCCACUUUCCCAACCAGUACCAGUAUAUCGCAGCUGUGGAUUACAAUCCCAGAGAUAACCAGCUAUACGUGUGGAAUAAUUUUUACAUCCUGAGAUAUAAUCUGGAGUUCGGACCACCCGAUCCCGCUCAUGCUCCACCUCUCUCCGAAGCGACCUCGGCGCCGGCUGAGCCUCUCCGAACGACAACCACCACAACAACCACCACGGCAGCACGCAACAAAGGCGUAGCAAACACCAUGACCACAACAGGGCCAAAGGAGGGUAACAACAGAGGAGGGCCCAAACCCCCUCUGGAGAUUCCUCAGACCACCGCCCAGCCGCCUCUGGAGUCCUUCCCCCUACCGGAGCGCUUCUGUGAGACCACGGAAAAGAGGGACAUCGUGUGGCCUCAGACCCAGAGGGGCAUGUUAGUAGAGAGGCCUUGCCCCAAGGGGACCCGAGGCACCGCCUCUUAUUUAUGUGUACUUGCCACGGGGGCCUGGCACCCAAAGGGCCCUGAUCUCAGCAACUGCACUUCCCACUGGGUCAACCAAGUAGCGCAGAAGAUCCGUAGUGGCGAGAACGCAGCUAACCUGGCCAACGAGCUGGCCAAGCACACCAAAGGACCCAUCUUUGCCGGCGACGUGAGUUCGUCAGUCCGACUGAUGGAACAGCUGGUCGACAUCCUGGAUGCUCAGCUUCAGGAGCUGAGACCCAGCGAGAAAGACUCUGCGGGCCGCAGUUUUAACAAGCUUCAAAAGCGAGAAAGGACAUGCAGGGCAUACAUGAAGGCCAUUGUAGACACAGUCGACAACCUUCUGAGACCAGAGGCUCUGAAGUCCUGGCAUGAUAUGAACAGCACGGAACAGACACAUGCUGCUACUAUGUUACUGGAUACCCUCGAGGAAGGAGCGUUCGUCCUUGCCGACAACCUAAUGGAGCCGGCUAUUGUGAAAGUACCCGCUGAUAAUAUAGUCCUGGAUGUGUAUGUGCUCAGCACGGACGGCCAGGUUCAGGAUUUCAAAUUUCCACAGGCCAGCAAGGGUGGUGUUUCUAUCCAGCUGUCCUCCAAUACUGUCAAGCUCAACAGUCGGAAUGGUGUUGCCAAGCUGGUGUUUGUCAUGUACAAAAACCUUGGGCAGUUUCUCAGCACCGACAACGCCACGAUCAAAAUGUCCAACGAUGCUUAUGGGCGGAAUGUGUCGGUGGCCGUAAAUUCCGACAUCAUCGCCGCCUCCAUCAACAAAGAGUCCAGUCGUGUGUUCAUCACGGACCCGGUGAUUUUCACCCUAGAACACAUUGACAUGGACCACUACUUCAACUCCAAUUGCUCCUUUUGGAAUUAUUCGGAGAGGAGCAUGAUGGGAUACUGGUCCACCCAGGGCUGCAAGCUCCUGGGCUCCAAUAAGACCCACACCACCUGCUCCUGCAGUCACCUCACCAACUUUGCAGUUCUCAUGGCACAUCGGGAAAUCUCGGGCCAAGUUGGAGUGCACGAAUUACUCUUGACUGUCAUCACCCGGGUGGGCAUCGUUGUCUCGCUGGUGUGCUUAGCCAUCAGCAUUUUCACCUUCUGCUUCUUCCGGGGCCUGCAGAGCGAUCGCAACACCAUCCACAAGAACUUGUGCAUCAAUCUCUUCAUUGCCGAGUUAAUAUUCCUAAUCGGUAUUGAUAUGACCGAACCCAAGAUUGGCUGUUCCAUCGUCGCUGGGAUUUUGCAUUUCUUCUUCCUGGCCUCGUUUUCCUGGAUGUGUUUGGAGGGCGUUCAGUUGUACCUGAUGAUGGUGGAAGUUUUCGAGAGUGAACAUUCAAGGAAAAAGUACUACUAUGUAUCUGGAUACCUUCUCCCAGCCAUUGUGGUGGGUGUCUCUGCUGCUAUCGACUACAGGAGCUACGGGACAAAGAAAGCUUGCUGGCUAAGAGUGGACAAUCACUUCAUAUGGAGCUUUUUAGGACCUGUCACCUUCAUCAUCAUGCUCAAUCUCAUCUUCCUGGUCAUCACCAUGUACAAAAUGGGGAAGCACUCCACUACUCUGAAACCAGACUCCAGCAGAUUGGAGAACAUCAAAUCCUGGGUCCUGGGGGCGUUUGCACUGCUUUGCCUGAUGGGACUGACGUGGUCGUUCGGCUUGUUCUUUAUCAACGAGUCCUCUGUGGUGAUGGCCUACCUCUUCACAAUAUUCAACAGCUUCCAAGGAAUGUUCAUCUUCAUUUUCCACUGCCUUCUCCAGAAAAAAGUCCGUAAAGAGUACAUCAAAUGUUUCCGCCACACAUAUUGCUGUGGUGGCUUACCAACGGAGAGCUCACACAGCUCAACAAAGACCUCCACCACAAGGACAAGUGCACGCUACUCCUCGGGCACACAGAGCCGUAUCAGGAGAAUGUGGAAUGACACCGUAAGAAAGCAAUCUGAGUCCUCCUUUAUCUCAGGUGACAUCAACAGCACCUCCACCCUUAACCAAGGAAUGACGGGCAAUUAUCUUCUAACAAACCCUCUUCUUCGACCACAAGGCACUAACAACCCUUAUAACACCUUACUGGCUGAAACAGUCGUAUGUAACGCUCCCACGGCUCCACUGUUUAACUCUCCAGGACACUCACACACACUGAACCAUCCCAGGGACACCAGUGCAAUGGAUACUCUACCGCUAAAUGGUAACUUUAACAAUAGCUACUCGCUUCGCAACGGGGACUACGGCGACAGUGUGCAGGUGGUGGACUGCGGACUCAGCCUGGACGACGCAGCCUUUGAAAAAAUGCUAAUAUCGGAGCUGGUGCACAAUAACCUCCGGGCUUGCAACAAGAGCCACAACCACCGUGUGGAGCGGGGGGCUCCUCUUCCUCCGUCGUCCAAGAAGGUGCACGUUGUGGGCGGGAGCAGCAGCGAAGAUGACGUCAUCGUGGCUGACACCUCAUCUUUGGUGCACGGCCACACUAUCAACACACCGGUGCGCCUGGGCAUAGAGCUGCACCACCGGGAGCUGGAGGCUCCGCUCAUCCCCCAGCGGACUCACUCACUUCUGUACCAGCCGCAGAAGAGAGUGAAGACCACUGAGGGGGGCUUGGAGAGCUACGUCAGCCAGCUCACGACCAACGAGCACGGGGACAGCCUACAGUCCCCGAACAGAGACUCUUUGUACACUAGUAUGCCCACCCUAAGGGACUCUCCAUACCCCGAGAGCAGCCCCGAUGCGGAGGAGCUGGAGGACCUCUCGAGCCCCUCUAAGAGGAGCGAGAACGAGGACGUUUACUACAAGAGCAUGCCUAACUUAGGAGCAGGACACCAGCUCCAAGCGUACUACCAGAUAAGUAGAGGAAACAGUGACGGUUACAUCAUCCCUAUUACUAAAGAGGGCUGCAUCCCUGAAGGAGAUGUACGGGAAGGACAGAUGCAGUUAGUGACAAGCCUUUAAAAUAUAUUUAAAUCAUCGUCCCCUGUCCGCAGUCCCGACAUCCUCGAGGACAAACAGUACUGUACUCUGAGAGAUGCUGGGGAAGUUUUUUUCAGAGAGCCUUAGAGCCCCCAACAUACACACACACACACACACACUCAGUCGCUCCUCUCCCCCCAGACUCGCCACACCCCAUUCUCCUCACAAACCAACAGACUUAAGUGCACUGCGAUGGCAGUGCAACAUUACCCCGACCGCUGGAGUGGAGUUUUAAACAGACUGUAUAUAAAAUGCAGAGUUCAAUUUAAGACACAUGCCAUUUCUGUAUUUAAUUAUUCUGCUGCUGUUGAAUUUUAAAAAAGGAUAUAAAAAACAAUUUAAAAAAUGUUAUCGGCCACUCCAGUUCAGCAGUUUUUUCUGGCCAAAGGUUGUACAUACACUCCCACCAUCCUUGUCAAGCCUGUUUCGUAUUACAUACAAAAUGAGGCUCUCGGACCAGGAUAAGGACUUAUUUGUUUGAUGGUGUUCCUGAUCAGACUAUUAGUUAGGAAUAUAAGGUCCUGGAUCCUAGAGUUGUCCCCAUCACCGUGGAGGUUGGAUUAACCACUAGCAAUCAAGCCCCAGGCCUUAUAUUCUCUCAAUUGAGCUGUUGUCAAGGGAAAUGGCAAAAUUAAUAUAUAUUUUGCUAGUGUAAAAUAAAAUUCAUGGAAACCCGUAAAUAUAAAGAAAUCUUUUAAUUGAAAAUGUAACAUUUGAAGAGAAUAUUGUGUAAAAGUUGCACAUAUGUUAUAAAAUGUGUUUAUAGUUCUUACACAUCAUUCAUUAUCGUAUGUUUGAACAAAAAAAGCAGAUAAACAAAAUAAGUCUACAAAGAACAAGGUUAAUGCAUACAAAUUUUUUCCACUUGUGGUGUUUUUGCAUACUGAAUUCAUAUACAGUAUGUUGUCCAUUGAAAUGUAUAUGAUUUUAUAUUGCUAAAAGGUCAUUAUUUUAGUAAAGUGGGAAUACAACAGUGACCUAUGAAAGUCAUGCCAUACCAUUUUUGGGGGGGUGAAUUUGAUUUAAAUAAUCUAAUCGGAUAAACAAUCAUGACAUAGAAAUGGGCCACUCAAGACUAACAGCCACUCGAGAAUUUUUUUUACCAUACAUUUUUUUUCAUUAUACAUGUAUUUCUUCUGCCUGGGUAUGGACAUUUAUUUAUUGAAAUAUUUUCAAAAGAUUAUACAUUGGAAAAUGUAAUAUUUUCCAGCACUGGUAUACAUAGUCCUUCUUUUUAUGUAUACAUGCUAUUAAGGGGCCCAUCAAUAAAGACAAAUGUAAAGUUCAACACUUGUUUAACAAAUAAAUAAAUGUGAGAUUUUUUUGUAAAAUGACAGUUUUAUUCAUGUUUUGUGUUUUUGUACCAUUGGAGAAAUUAUAGGUUUGAUUAAUUUUGCUAUGGACAAAAUACACUUUUGACUCAAGUCACGAGUUCAUCCCAAGCACCUUGGAAGGUUAUCAGUGAUAUGUUUUCAGAGGGACUGCUUUGCUUUUGUUUUCUAUCAAAGACAUUGUCUAUUAGUCAAGCUCAUUUCACCUUUUGUGUUGAUAAGCCAAAUCUUUCCAUGUGAUUUAAAUUAUGAGAAACUCAGGUAGGAAAAUUACAUUGUAAAUGUUCCUCUGUGUGGUUGUAACACUCCAAUAAAAGUUUGAAAA
Salvelinus namaycush (lake trout) is the source of this 6808-nucleotide messenger RNA. It is a transcript of the gene adgrl2a, whose product is annotated as adhesion G protein-coupled receptor L2a. Gene Ontology annotation, molecular function: carbohydrate binding; G protein-coupled receptor activity. Gene Ontology annotation, cellular component: membrane; neuron projection. NCBI's taxonomy places the organism in Eukaryota, Metazoa, Chordata, Actinopteri, Salmoniformes, Salmonidae. The transcript is spliced from 22 exons. Gene Ontology annotation, biological process: cell surface receptor signaling pathway; adenylate cyclase-activating G protein-coupled receptor signaling pathway; brain development. The record is from RefSeq and is a predicted model, not a curated record. The coding region runs from base 650 to 5134 and encodes 1494 amino acids.